CAGACCAGUUUUGUCAUUACGUACACAGAGGCUUGGCUGAGCUGCUAUAAACGAACGCUUCUCUUGAAACCCAACACUAGGUCACAAUCAGGAUGUGUUCAGAAGAUCUCGAGUGUGGAAUCUGUUACGAACCCUACAACGCGGCUCAGCGGUGUCCCCGGGAGCUCCGCUGUGGACACAGCUUUUGUGAAAGUUGUCUCGUGGCUCUGUGUCUGGACGGCUCCAUCGCGUGCCCUCUGUGCCGCCAAAUCACACACGUGCCCGUCGGUGUCGCGAGGGUACGAGCGGUCCUGCGAGUGGACGAAUGCGUCCUGGAACGGAUGAUGUCGGAAGGGGUUUUCCUCGGUGACGACAACGCAGCUGAUGAUGACACAGACAACAGCGAUGAGAUUAACGAGGAAACGCCUGACGCGAGCUGUCCGGAGGAGACUGGUGAAAGUGACUCAUCGUCUGGUUCAAGAGCCGGCAGGUUUCGGCAGUCGUUGAAGAAAAUGUGGAGACUGAUCCUCGGAAUCAAACCUCAGGGUGACAGAGAGCGCGAUUGUGUCACCGACGAGGAAUUCAGGGACUUUGCCAUGAUGUCAUUCUACACGUUUUGACGAGUCUACUAUCUAUUUGCCGCACUUAAUAGCUGGACUAUGAGCAAGGCAUCCGCAGGCGACUCAGCAUUUCAAUAGCCUAUGUCAAUAUAUAAAUAUGUGCCAAAGGAGGUCUUACACUUAUGGGUCUUUAUCACUGUAUAUUAACUGUUGUUUUGACUGCCUGGAUAUUUCCUUGAAUACCCUUUUUUCCGGAUACAUGUUUUAAUUUGUAUGUUUUUAUUUAAAAUAAUCUAUUUAAUUUCUAUAAAGUAUUUCAAGUGUUUUCUGUAUGCCUUCUACUGUGUUUUGCCUGUGUGUGUGUAUGUAUAUGCAUAGGCCUAGGCCUAUAGUAUUAUAUGCCUAUAGGCUAUAUGUUAUUUUCUAUUAAAAACGUAAGCCCUAAAAGCUCCAAA
Messenger RNA from Gadus morhua (Atlantic cod), 994 nucleotides. RefSeq names its product RING finger protein 227. The transcript has 2 exons. NCBI's taxonomy places the organism in Eukaryota, Metazoa, Chordata, Actinopteri, Gadiformes, Gadidae. The record is from RefSeq and is a predicted model, not a curated record. Gene Ontology annotation, biological process: protein ubiquitination. Bases 93 to 599 code for a protein of 168 amino acids. Gene Ontology annotation, molecular function: ubiquitin protein ligase activity.